Actinia tenebrosa (Australian red waratah sea anemone) is the source of this 490-nucleotide messenger RNA. RefSeq lists its product as uncharacterized. The record is from RefSeq and is a predicted model, not a curated record. Lineage: Eukaryota; Metazoa; Cnidaria; Anthozoa; Actiniaria; Actiniidae.
CGAUAUCCUACUGCUUCUACAAGAUACGAGCCGGUUUACAAUAGAGAGUCAGAGAUAAGUUAAGCUGUAAAGAAUGGACUUUGUAGAAAUUAAUAGUCUUCACGCGCGAACCGAAGUUGGUUUUAGCCCACACGAAAUUGGGAAACUCCAAGAACUCAUCAUUACCAUUCAACUACAGACUUCCAGGAAGGCUGGUAACACUGAUUGCGUUAAGGAUGUCAUCAAUUUAAAAACAGUGACUAAAGAAGUACUCUUCCACGUGGAAAAUAAGAAGUUGAAGAUAUUUUUGACCGACAUUGAACAACGGUUAGGAAGACUYCGCGAUGCGAGCAACAAAAACGCUCCCAGGACUAUAGACCUUGAUAUUUCCUUCUGGAAUGAUUCUCUACUUCAGUACAAGAUGCUGAGAGAUUCUAAGAUCCAAGCCUGGUCUAUCCCAGACCCUGAUACCUUGAAGCAUGCCCACGUGAUCAUACCACUUGCUGACGUC